GGGCUCUCCAGGGAAUCCUCCUGCUCCCGGUUGCGACCAUGGGAAAGAGAGUGGCUGUCGUUCUGGCCGGCUGUGGGGUGUACGACGGGAGUGAGAUCCACGAGUCUUCAGCCGUGCUGGUGCAUCUCAGCAGGGAGGGGGCACAGGCAGAGGUUUAUGCUCCUGAUGUUGACCAGAUGCAUGUGGUGGACCACGUGAAAGGACAGCCAACUCAGGAGAAGCGCAACGUGCUAGUUGAAAGUGCCAGAAUAGCCAGAGGCAACAUCAAGGAUCUAGCUAAGCUGGAUGUCAAGGGGCUGGAUGCCCUCAUCAUACCAGGUGGCUUUGGAGUGGCUAAAAACCUGAGUACUUGGGCCACCCAAGGCAAGAACUGUGUCGUCUCCAAAGAGGUGGAGGAUGUCCUGAAGGCAUUCCACGCUGCCAAAAAGCCCAUUGGCCUGUGCUGCAUUUCCCCAGUGCUGGCAGCCAAAAUCUUCCCAGGCUGCGAGCUGACCGUGGGUCACGACACAGAGUGUGAGAAAUGGCCUUACGCAAAGACUGCCGAGACCAUGAAGGAGCUUGGCUGCAAGCAUGUGAACAAACACGUCACUGAAGUUCACGUGGAUGUGAAGAACAAGCUGGUGACCACCAGCGCCUUCAUGUGCAAUGCCCCCAUUCAUGAGAUCUACGAUGGCAUCGGAAAAAUGGUCAAAGAAGUGGUCAGACUUGCCUGAAUGCCACA
Messenger RNA from Charadrius vociferus (killdeer), 721 nucleotides. Its product is annotated as ES1 protein homolog, mitochondrial-like. The record is from RefSeq and is a predicted model, not a curated record. The coding region runs from base 39 to 713 and encodes 224 amino acids. NCBI's taxonomy places the organism in Eukaryota, Metazoa, Chordata, Aves, Charadriiformes, Charadriidae. The transcript is spliced from 4 exons.